AUGUUCAUAAUUACCGCGCGAUCCCCAUUUGGCGUAUGCGCGACACCCCGCUACGUUCGGCUUAUCGCCUCUACGAACUGCAUCUUGCUGACCGGGUGGGAUAUAAAAGAUAUUCCAGAUCCGAAAGACCCGGAUCCGCUCCGGUAUGCAAUGAUUGCCUCCAUUGUUGAGGAGCUCCAUGAGGCAAUGAAUUGGAGGCUGAGUCUCGGAUUACGGCGAAAUAAAGAGCAUGUGUAUCGUGAGACCAACGAUGCCUCAUGGCCCCCGUUCUCACCACAGGAGCUGCCGAAAUGGACGGCAAAAGUGCCACCAAUGGACAAAGAUUUAUUAAGGCAGUCUGUGCCCCCCGAAAGCCUAGAUGCCGAAGGGAACUUGGUACUCGAGAAAGGUGGCAAAGGUCCCAAUUUCUUGAAGCGUAAUAUUAUUACCAACACAGGCUGGCUUUACACCAUUUAA
Molecule: messenger RNA, 456 nt
Organism: Penicillium verhagenii
Lineage: Eukaryota; Fungi; Ascomycota; Eurotiomycetes; Eurotiales; Aspergillaceae
Exons: 2
Coding region: 1-456 (151 amino acids)
Source: RefSeq, a predicted model, not a curated record